AUAAGUGGGUUUGAGGGGCUGGGUUUUCUGGGUUUAUAGAUUGGGGUUGGUGAGCGUUGGGGAUAUAUACAUAUCUGGGUUUGUUCUUCUUCUUCGCUUUUUCAAAGGUCCGAAUGGAGAUGGUGUAUUUCCCAUCCUACCAUUAUUCGAAGUUUGGAGCUCUGUACACCCAGGUACACAAGCAAGUCUAUCUAAACUCCUUCACCAACUCCUCACAAACACCCCAAACCCUCUCUCCCGUCCCCCUCUCCUUCUCAAGGUUCAAGUCAGACCAGUACACGCUGUCUGGAAGCGGCGUGGCGCGGUGUCUAGAAGAGGAAGCCAUCAGCGGCGGGUUCUAUGUUCGAAAGGUCGGGGAAAUCCAUCACGAUGUAGAAGACGGUUCCUCCACCUUUGGAGGAAGAGGAAGAAAAAGAGAGGGAUCGGGAAGGGUGAGGGUAGGAUUCUUGGAUGGAGGUGACGGCAGAUUCGGCGGAAGAGAUGGAUUACGAGGUUGUGUAGGCGUGAGCGUUGAGGCGGUAGAGCGCUGUGCAGUUGAGAGGCAGAUGCCGGCUAAGUCUGACACCAGAAAAUAGUAAAUAUCGCGGUAUUGAUUGAGUCCACUAUCUUAAAUCUAGUAUAACUCUGGCAAAAAUUAAGCUUGAAAAUGAACGAAGAGCUUGAAC
Messenger RNA from Hyaloscypha bicolor E, 665 nucleotides. RefSeq lists its product as uncharacterized. The transcript has a single exon. Lineage: Eukaryota; Fungi; Ascomycota; Leotiomycetes; Helotiales; Hyaloscyphaceae. The record is from RefSeq and is a predicted model, not a curated record. The coding region runs from base 114 to 575 and encodes 153 amino acids.